AUGGGACUCCAGGACGUCCAGGCCAACUGCCACCCCCUCCAUUCGGCUUCCCCCCACCAGGAGGACCAAACGGUGCCCCGGGCAUGCCCCCUCCUCCAGGAGCAAAGGGUCUCCCCUUCCCACCCCCCUUCCCCCAAGCCUCAGGCGCCCCAGGCAGUCUCCCACCUCUCCCCAACAUGCCCGCAGGAAACGUCCCCUUCCCCCCACCACCAGGCGGCUUCCCCCCGAACUUCCAAAUCCCAGCUCCCGGUGCUCCCGGCUUCCCGCCAAUGCCCGGUGCCAUCCCUGGCCAACCUGGUUUCAGCCCCAGUUCUACCCCCGGUAUUUCCGGUCCCCCGGGCCAAGAGGGCGGAUAUGCGCCCCCGCCUGGUGCAGGCUCAGCGGGUCUCCCCGGACCGCCACCGGGAUUGGGCGAGCCUCGUUGAUUUGUUUCGUGGAUGGAUGGGAAUGUCUAACUAUUGGGGUUUUAUGCUUGGGGUUUAUGCUGCAAAUUUAAACUAUACCUUGCCUUGCUCUUUUUAUAUUUUUCUUUUGUUAAAGGCUGUUGAGUUCUGGGAUGGACAACGUCCGGCUUCAUAA
This is a messenger RNA of Aspergillus oryzae RIB40, 579 nucleotides long. RefSeq lists its product as uncharacterized. The transcript is spliced from 3 exons. The record is from RefSeq and is a predicted model, not a curated record. Bases 1 to 579 code for a protein of 192 amino acids. Lineage: Eukaryota; Fungi; Ascomycota; Eurotiomycetes; Eurotiales; Aspergillaceae.